UUUAGUUUUUUGGACAUAAGAUAUCAAGUAACCAAGAUAACAAAAAAAAAAAAAAAAUAGGUCUUGAGAUAACUUUCUUCUUUUUAGGCAUUUGCCAGAUGUUAGAGGUUCGAAAUUAGAUGUUUUCUUCUAUACUCAAAGAGUUUGUGCACUUUAUUGAACAACUCAACUUCCUCUAUAACACGGCAGUACUGUAUGAGCACUGCUUUAUUCGACAAAAAAAAAAGGUAGUCAUAACGUUCAACAAAUCUAUAAAAUUUAUAAUACGACUGAGACCUCAACAGCCAAGAUUUCAAUAAAAGUCAGCUUGCCAUUUUUUAUCCAUGUCUUUUCUUUAAUAAAUACAUGGCAAUGUCUUUAUCAUUGGAAAGAUGGCAUAAAUCAAUCAAUGUUAUACAACUUUAGACCUGGGAAGAUUCUGUUUUGUUGAGCUACGAUAGUGAGUAGUUUGAACAAUUAGAAUCUUUUUGUUUGCUUAAAACGGCUCAAGAAGAGUCCAUUCCUCAAGGCUUUUUCGGAUUCUCCACGCCCAUCUGAUCAAAAUCAAAUAAAAGACAUUGGCAAGAAAGACUAGCCCUUCAUACAAAGUUAAAUUUCGAGAGAAUGCACAAAACAAAGUAAAGAUAUUCACAUGGCAAGGUCAUGCCAAUGAUUUAAGUGACAUGAACUUCCGGAC
Gilbertella persicaria is the source of this 676-nucleotide messenger RNA. RefSeq lists its product as uncharacterized. The coding region runs from base 120 to 299 and encodes 59 amino acids. The transcript has a single exon. Lineage: Eukaryota; Fungi; Mucoromycota; Mucoromycetes; Mucorales; Choanephoraceae. The record is from RefSeq and is a predicted model, not a curated record.